UCACAGAGGAGAGUCACGCCUACAAGAUGACCAGCCCGCCAGAUCUAAACCCAAGUGUGAUUCCAAGGCCCCUUGUACUGGAACCAGACAGGGCACGGGGGCCAGACAGGGAGACUUGUUCACAGGGAGCUCCCAACCCGCACCAUCGUCACCCUGCGGGGAUGGCGGGAGGAGCGCGGCCCCGCCCCGGCCCAGCCGGGCGCUCCCCGCGAGGUGCUACAACCAUGGCUACGGCAGCUGGCGCUACGGCCUACUUCCAGAGAGGCAGUCUGUUCUGGUUCACAGUCAUCACCCUCAGCUUUGGCUACCACACAGUAAGGGCGCCCGCCGGAGGGCCACGGUCGGGCCAGGGAGCGAGCGCGCGCUCGGUUUACCGCAGGAUCUUGGCCCGCAGGCCGGGGGAGGUCGUGCAAGCACAAUCCCGGCUCCCGCGCGCUUGGAGCAGAGGGAAGGGCCGAGGCGCCGGAAUGAGACGCAGGCGCACUGUGGGUUGUCUUCUGGCCUCAGAGUAUCCCUUAUCAGAGCCUUGGGCCCUUGGGCUCUUUCACUCAGUACUUGGUGGACCACCAUCACACCCUCCUGAGCAAUGGGUAUUGGCUUGCCUGGCUGAUUCAUGUGGGAGAGUCCUUGUAUGCCAUAGUAUUGUGCAAGCACAAAGGCAUCACAAGUGGUCGGGCUCAGCUACUCUGGUUCCUACAGACUUUCCUGUUUGGGAUAGCGUCUCUCAGCAUCUUGAUUGCUUACAAACCGAAGCGCCAAAAACAAACUUGAAGAUGUCCGAAAGCCUGCUCUACACUUUCACAUUCACGUUCACCUUUUUUGUGUGUGGGGGAUAAGGGAGGUACAGUGUUUACUCAGUGAUCUUUCUACUUUCUAGAAUCUGACUGUCCUUCAAAGCUAUUUCAGACCCUCUCAUUAGUCAUUUUUCUCUUAUAUGCUCUGGUUGAGCUUGAAUACAUCAGUUGUUACUUCAAAGAGAAACAGAAAGAUUUUAGCUUUUCAUUUCUAUUUGGCAGAGGAUGUCAGCUACCUUUUUAUGGCCUUUGGUUGUGUUGGGGCCCUUGUGUGCUCUAGGCUAAGCCAUGUACUAAAUUGACUUUUUGGUUUGUGUACCCUUGCUCCCGUCUUCUGAUGAAAACACCUUACCCUCACUACCACCAUCGUUCCUCUCCUUUCCCAAAGCUCUUUCCACCUUGCUGCACUAAGAUAAAGUGACACUUUCACCAUACAUCAAUUCCACACACAUUUAUUAAGUACCUGUGAGGCAGGAUCUUAUCCUCUCAAACUUCCAUUUCUCACCCUACAGAGAAAGAUAAGGAAGAUGUGCAAGUGCCUGGGAUGGGGCAGGCUAAGCAGCCACAUAAAGGCACGCUGAGAACCCAGAGGGGAGGCUGCAGAGUGCCUUGCCUGAUGCUGCAGCCGGAAGUGAUCCUUCCCUCCACCUGACCCCUGGGACACUGUAGUGUGUGGGGUCUGAUAGCACUGCUAGAUUGCUCCUUCAGCUCAGGGCCACAGCUUAAACAGCUUUACCUUUCCCCUCAGCACCUCCCACUGCCUUGCACACAGGUGCUCUAUCCAUGUUUAUUGAACAAAGGACAGAAGCUGAUUUCACUUUCACUUGUUCAUUAUCAUUCCAAUUUUCAUGUGAAAAUGACACAACCCAUUUGGGGUACCCUCAUCUCAAAAGAAAAGCACAAGACUACCUUUGACUGGUACCACCUUUUUUGUGGGUUCCUUGGUGAGAGACCUCUAUCUUUUUCACAUUUUUCUAUUCUCCAAAAGUGUCUCUUUCCAGCUCUGAAUUAUUCAAAACACACAAGCAUUCCUGUUUAGAGAUUCUAGCCCAUGGGUUAUCUGGCUAGUUACUACCUCUCCUGUUCACUUGGUUAUACUUUAUUAUUGCUCACAGGUUGGGGAAGCAGAAUGACUCUGUCACCACCAGGAGCCAUUAAGGCUUGUUCCCUGGAGGACUGCCUGCUUGUUCUCUGGGGAUUAGUCCUCAUUUCCCAUCUGUGAUACAGUGGGGCAAGUUAUUUGUAUUAAGCAAACAUUUAGGAGAAACAACCCCCCUCCCCAAAACAGAGCCCCCGAGUAAAGCACAACCCUGAAAUAUUAUGAACUCUGAAUUGUCUCCAGUGGAGAUAAAUUUCUGCAAAUAUAUCUCAGUCUAUCCGUCUAUUUGUCUUGUGAUUGAGAAGUUGCUUUUUGGUAAAGAAGAGGAUUUUUGACCAUAGAGUUAGGCAUCAUGGAAAUUCAAACCAGAUUUCUUAAUACCUGAUCUUCUCCAAAGAGAAAUAAUGACAGUAAUAGUGGUGCUGGGAACAAUGUGGCCGAUUAUUGAAUGAAAUGGAUUAACUUGAAUAAAAUGCUGUGACUUAUCUCUA
Molecule: messenger RNA, 2384 nt
Organism: Callithrix jacchus (white-tufted-ear marmoset)
Lineage: Eukaryota; Metazoa; Chordata; Mammalia; Primates; Cebidae
Source: RefSeq, a predicted model, not a curated record